AUGAACACGAUUCGAAUCGCCAGAGUCGCCGUGAGCGCGCCCAGGUGGUCCGCUACUUCCUCGCGCGGAGCGAAGACCAAAGCCCGUCCACAGCAGAGCUAUAACCCCCCAGCACAAAGGCGGACCAACCCGCACCUGGAAAGACUCACGGCCGAACAACAACAACAACAACCAAAAGGCGGCAUCUCACCCCGAGUCCUGACCGCAUUCGCGGCAGGAAUCCUAGGCAUCGGCCUGUACUGCGGCUUGUUAUACACGUCUUAUAAAAAAGAAGUUGCCAAGUCACAGUCCCUUGACAUCCCGCAAGAUGUCUCAGACAGAUACAAUGACACGGCAUCAGGCUUCGACGCCGACGUGGAAACGUCCGAAAAAGUGAUGCGCAUAGGCGCAAAACGCAAAGCCCUCCUCCAACUGGCGCGCGGCAACACCCUCGAAGUAAGCUGCGGCACGGGCCGGAACCUCGAGUUCUACGAACUGGGCGAGCGGCGCGGCGUCGAUGAUAAGGGCCAUGCCCAGGUCAGCGGCUGUCGGAGUGUGACAUUUGUCGACCUCAGCCCUCAGAUGGUGGAAAUCACCCGCCGGAAAUUCGAAUCCCUGUAUCCGGAUUUCCGCUUCGCGACCUUCCGCGCUCAGGAUGCUGGCGCCGUGCAGCCGCCGGCUACGCCUGCAAUGCCUUACUAUGAUACCAUCGUGCAGACGAUGGGCUUGUGCUCGAUGCCGGAUCCCGUGGCGACGCUGCGCCAUUUGGGAUCUAUCACUGAGCCGCGCCAUGGUCGGAUCCUGCUGCUGGAGCAUGGCCGCUCGCACUACGACUGGGUGAACCGCAUUUUGGACAAUCUUGCAGCGGCGCAUGCGGAUCGCCAUGGUUGUUGGUGGAAUCGUGAUAUUGGGGAGAUCAUUCGUGAGAGUGGGUUAGAGGUCGUUGAAGAAAAGCGGUAUCAUCUUGGAACGACGUAUCGAUAUGUACUAAGGCCGAAGUCUUAG
Penicillium riverlandense is the source of this 984-nucleotide messenger RNA. Its product is annotated as class I SAM-dependent methyltransferase. The transcript is spliced from 2 exons. The record is from RefSeq and is a predicted model, not a curated record. The coding region runs from base 1 to 984 and encodes 327 amino acids. Lineage: Eukaryota; Fungi; Ascomycota; Eurotiomycetes; Eurotiales; Aspergillaceae.